CUGACCCCCCAACACGCAACCAGCCAAGUCUCCUGCUAGCUCUCCGUCGGUCCACUCCAUUCGACACUCGACCAGCACGCGCUGUUUCCACCGUGCUGUACGUCCAUUUCCCACGUCCCAGUCCCACCAUCCAAAUUCCAAGUCCACCUUCCCCGUGCCCGACUCCACACACCACUCAGCUCGGUCGUCCUCGCCGCACUUGCUUGCUUAUCCCCUUCGUCGAUCUCCCGCCACCCCCGCAGCCUCCACUACCAGGCCCUGCAGGCCACCACCUCCGUCCAUGGCUGUCCUCGUCAUCCUCCUCCUGGUCACCUUCCUCCCGUACACCGCCCUCGCCGCCUUCUCCCCGGCCUUCACCUUCUUCCUCGCCUGCGGCGCGGACUCGAGCGUCUCCUUCCCGCGGGACAGCCCUGCCCGCACCUUCACCAAGGACGACCCGUUCCUGACCUCCUCGCGCGCCCAGGCGCUGACGAACGCCAACGCCAACAGCGCCGCCUCUCCGCUCUAUGCCGCCGCGCGCGCCUCAAGUUCGGCCUUCUCCUACAAGCUCCACAUCCCCGACGACUCCGCCGGGCAGGCCGCCGUGUUCCUCGUCCUCCGCCUCCACUUCUUCCCUUUCGCCGCCUUGCAAUCCGGCGUCAGCAUCGACUCCGCGAGCUUCUCGGUCUCCGUUCGGGACGCGUACACCCUACUGUCCUCCUUCUCGCCGCCGAGCGCCCGCGUCGUCAAGGAGUUCUUCAUCCCGGCAGGCGGCUCCGGCGACUUCCGCAUCACGUUCACGCCGGACACCGGCUCGGCAGCGUUCGUCAACGCUGUCGAGAUGUUCCCGGCUCCACCGGAGCUGCUGUGGAACAGCUCGGUGACGCCGGUGGGCGCGGCGGUGCACGCCGACAUGGCCCAGUGGCAGCAGCAGGCGCUGGAGACGGUGUACCGCCUCAACGUGGGCGGCCCCCUGGUGAGCAAGGAGAACGGCACGCUCUGGCGGACUUGGCUCCCCGACGACCCCUUCCUCUUCGGCCCCUCGGGGAUCUCGAUGGUGAACACGACCAACACCCCAAUCGUGUACGACGCCCCCUACACCCGCGAGGUGGCGCCGGACAUCAUCUACAAGACGCAGCGCGCGACGAACGCGUCGGCGGGGAGGCUAUGGCUGCAGCCGCCGCUUUUCAACGUGACGUGGAGCUUCCCGGCGGAACCGGGGUCCGGCUACCUCGUCCGUCUCCACUUCUGCGACUACGAGCUGGUGAGCAGCGUCGUCGGAGUGGGCAUCAUGUUCAACGUCUUCAUCGGGCCAGACAUGGGUACCCCGGACCUGAUGCCGACGAAAACAAUUGCGACGCUGGCGAACCGUGCCUUCUACCUAGACUACGCGGCCACGGCGCCGAUUACCGGCGGGAACCUCACCGUCAGCAUCGGCAAGUCGGUCAAGAGCAGCGCCGACGAAGGUGGCUUUCUGAAUGGGGUGGAGAUCAUGCGGCUGAGACCUUCGGACUCGAGCUUGUUGAAGACAGGGUCGCGUGGUGCCAGCAGUAAGAAGACGGUCUUGAUCAUCACCCUCUCGGCCCUGCUGGGCGCAUCUGUCCUCGCGUGCGCCGCGCUGUGCUUGAUGGUGCUGCGGCGGCGGAGGAGAAGCCAUGCCCAUGCGCCGGAGGUGGAGAAGGAGGCCACCAGCACCCUGCCCUGGUCGCCGUACACACAGGACAGCUCCUCGGGCGGGUGGCCCGUGGAGCCGUCGAGCCGGUCUGUCGGCGAGGGUACGACGGGCGCGGUGCAGCAGAGGGUGGGCACGCAGCAGCUCCACAUCCCGCUGGAGGAGCUCAAGGCGGCCACGGACAACUUCCACGAGCGCAACCUGAUCGGCGUGGGCGGGUUCGGCAACGUGUACCGCGGCGUGCUCCGCGACGGCACCCGCGUGGCGGUGAAGCGCGCGACGCGCGCCUCCAAGCAGGGCCUCCCCGAGUUCCAGACGGAGAUCGUGGUGCUGUCCCGCAUCCGGCACCGCCACCUGGUGUCCCUGAUCGGCUACUGCAACGAGCAGGCGGAGAUGAUCCUGGUGUACGAGUACAUGGAGAUGGGCACGCUGCGGAGCCACCUGUACUACGGGGGGUCCGGCUCCGGCGACUCCGACUCCUCCUCGCCGCCGCCGGCGCUGUCGUGGAAGCAGCGGCUGGAGAUCUGCAUCGGCGCGGCGAGGGGCCUGCACUACCUGCACACGGGCUACUCCGACAACAUCAUCCACCGCGACGUCAAGUCCACCAACAUCCUCCUCGGCGACGGCUUCAUCGCCAAGGUGGCCGACUUCGGGCUCUCCCGCGUGGGCCCGUCCUUCGGGGAGACGCACGUGAGCACGGCGGUGAAGGGCAGCUUCGGGUACCUGGACCCGGAGUACUUCAGGACGCAGCAGCUCACGGACCGCUCCGACGUCUACUCCUUCGGGGUGGUGCUGCUCGAGGUGCUGUGCGCGCGCCCGGUGAUCGACCAGCAGGCGCCGGACCGCGACCAGAUCAACCUGGCGGAGUGGGCCGUGGCGUGCCACCGGCGGGGGCAGCUGGCCAAGGCCGCCGACCCGCGCAUCGUCCUCGCCCAGGUGAACGACAACUCGCUGCGCAAGUUCGCGGAGACGGCGGUGAGGUGCCUGGCGGACUACGGGCAGGAGCGGCCGUCCAUGGGCGACGUGCUCUGGAACCUCGAGUACUGCCUGCAGCUGCAGGAGACGCACGUGCGCCGGGACGCCUUCGAGGACAGCGGCGCCGUCGGCGCGCAGUUCCCCGACGACGUCGUGGUGCCGCGCUGGGUGCCGUCGUCGUCGACCAGCUUCCUCACCACCGGCGACACCGACGAGACGGCCGUCAGCGUCACCGACGUGGGCGGCGUCAACAGCAAGGUGUUCUCCCAGCUGAGCAGCGGCGAGGGGCGAUGAUUUGAUGACUGAUGAUCCUGUGCCGCCGGUCGUGCAAUCCGAGUCACAUUCAGACUUCAGAUAGUAUAGGACACAGCCAAUGCAAGAAAUUCAGAAGCUAAUUAAGCUGCUGCAGAAUUCGCUAAUCUGUACAAAAUUAAAGGGCAAUCUUCAUGAAAACCCGUGUAAACCAUGGCAAAAAAAUCGUUUAAAUUCACCAAAAAAAUCACUCAUAUAGAUGAUAUGAUGAUACACAACAUUGUAAAAUAUCUCCAAACUCGACUUCGUUAGUGAGAUAUGAAAAUAACAAAUUUCUAACAAAUCAUCUGGACAGCUUUCUGACUUGAAAUUUGAUAUUUUCAUAUCCCACAAAGGAAGUCAAGUUUGGACAAAAUAUUUUACAAGGUUGUAUAUCAUCAUAUCAUCUAAAUAUGCUCGUUGUACUAAUUGUAAUUUGUAAUGCAUGCAUGCGGCCAAAACAAAUUGACUAGUCAUUGAUUGA
Molecule: messenger RNA, 3401 nt
Organism: Panicum virgatum (switchgrass)
Lineage: Eukaryota; Viridiplantae; Streptophyta; Magnoliopsida; Poales; Poaceae
Product: probable receptor-like protein kinase At5g24010
Exons: 1
Coding region: 281-2920 (879 amino acids)
Biological process (GO): protein autophosphorylation
Cellular component (GO): plasmodesma; plasma membrane
Molecular function (GO): ATP binding; transmembrane receptor protein tyrosine kinase activity
Source: RefSeq, a predicted model, not a curated record